Dichomitus squalens LYAD-421 SS1 is the source of this 1632-nucleotide messenger RNA. RefSeq lists its product as uncharacterized. Gene Ontology annotation, biological process: DNA replication initiation. Gene Ontology annotation, cellular component: replication fork protection complex. Bases 1 to 1632 code for a protein of 543 amino acids. NCBI's taxonomy places the organism in Eukaryota, Fungi, Basidiomycota, Agaricomycetes, Polyporales, Polyporaceae. The record is from RefSeq and is a predicted model, not a curated record. The transcript has 5 exons. Gene Ontology annotation, molecular function: single-stranded DNA binding; DNA replication origin binding.
AUGGACUCUGCCACUAGCAGGAAGACUGCGGAAGAGCUGAAACAGGCAGAAAUCAGGAAACAAAUCGCCUUGCUCCAAGCCCAGCUCAGCAACGACAGCACGUCGGAAACGGCAUUGGCCCACCAGCUGCCUUCAUCUCCGAAACGAAAGCGACCAAGCACCAGCGUCCUAGUUCCUGAAACACCUUCUAAGAAGAAGAAAGUUGCCAGGCAUGAGUCCGAGAGGCAAAGACUCGAGAAGGCCACACCGGUGGCUAUCCCAUCCUCCGGGAGAGCCGCCCCCGGCUCAUUGCCCAAGGCAGGACCGUCGUUCCCAUUGCCACGAGACAGGACGUCUGCGGCUCCUACCCCGUCUUCGAGUGUCUUGCAGAGGCUUGCCAAGGCCCACAAACAGAAGAACGCUUCUUCUGAGCAAGAGGUUGUUGCCACCCGUUCCGCUGCAUUCUCUGCACGACCUCCUCCGCCAGCUCCCGGUGAUAAUCCGACACGAAGAGAAGAGGAUAUGACCGUCAUCGAAGAUCUUCCUCUUGGGCCUGCCGAACACAAGCCUCCUUUCGACGAUCCACACUUUGAGAGACUGGAGCCUAAUUCUGGCAUACGCCUAUCAUCACGCGUGCUACCUCAUGCAGACUUUCAGGACCACCUUCGAGGACGGUACUAUCUAUCGCCUUCCAAGCUAUACUCAGUCGUCCGCCUGCUCCCAAACAAGCAGGGUUACGACGUCCCCGUGUCGGGUGACUGGGUCACCAUUGCAGUUGUCGCCGAACGCGGCAAGAUGAAGUACACCCAGGCACCGCCCGUCGGCGUCACCCACGACGACAAGCUGAAGCAAGACGGCGACCAGGACAAGAUGGACGAACUCCCGUCUCUCGACACGCCUUCUGCACAGGCUGGGUCGUCUCGCCCGCCCCCAUACCAGAAACGUCAGAAGCGGCCAGAGGAGGGUGGGAAGCAGGGCGGGAAGAAAGACGCGCAGGCGAAGGCAGUGCGGAAGGUGGCGGCGGCGGAUACAGACAAAGCACUGGAGAAGUUGCUAGCUCGAGACAAGGAGGGAACGAGGGCGCUGAGCGCUGCGCGGGAAUUCUCGAAACGGAGGGCGGAGGGGUUGGAGCAAGCGAGUAAGGGCAAGGCAAAAGCGGGGACAAGGGCACAAGGGUCGGGAAAGACGGCGGCGAAGAACGAGUCUGAGCGGAAUACCGCAAAGACAGACGAAGACGGUGAUAGACGAAAGAGCGCAUAUUCGGCGGGGCUGAUCAGGCAGCUUGGGUUUGACCCCACUGCUAAGGACGGAAGGGGUGCGAGGCAUGUGGGCGCGCAAAGCAAGCUCAAUGCUCUAUCGCAGCUGGAAGCCCUUGCUGCUCUGACGGCGAACCGCAAAAUCGAGCUUGGACCGCAUCCCGGUAAGAGGCAGUCCUGUGUUCGACAGCCGGAGGCUCCGCCUGCCGAGACAAUGGACCCCCCUCCGCCUGCAGCUGAUGAUGGUGCUCUGGACUACGCAGAAGAUGUGGGCACCCCUUUAGCGUUCCCAGACAGUGACGACGAGCUCGAAGGGGAAGAGAGGAAGGCGUUUGGAAGGGCUAUCGGAUCGUCAGAAGGACGUAUGAUUGAUCUAGACGAGAGCGACGACGAGUGA